Molecule: messenger RNA, 1302 nt
Organism: Saccharomycodes ludwigii
Lineage: Eukaryota; Fungi; Ascomycota; Saccharomycetes; Saccharomycodales; Saccharomycodaceae
Gene: OCA4
Product: Oca4p
Exons: 1
Coding region: 1-1302 (433 amino acids)
Molecular function (GO): phosphatase activity
Source: RefSeq, a predicted model, not a curated record
AUGCUUGUCCCACCUGCUAAUUUUGGUAUCGUUGAAGAAGGAAUAUAUAGGUGUUCUAAAAUUGAAACAUUAAAUUUAUCAUUUUUGGAAACACUAAAUUUGAAAACCCUUAUAUUUUUAAGUGAACAAGAGCCUUCAAAAUUUUUUAAAGAGUUUUUCAAAAGUUGGAAGAUUGAAUGGAUCGUAAUAAAUAACAACAACACUCAAAUAAGUCCUAUACCGGAGAAUCCAAUAAUUUCCGCCAUAAACAAUAAUUCAUUUUCAAAGGAGGAUAAUGAACCUGAUACUGCUGAUGAGGCCAUAACUGAAACUAACUCAGGUAAUGACAAAAAAAAUAAAAACAAUACUUCUAAAAUUGCGAGCAGUAGUAAGGAAAAGGAAACUGAGUCCAAGAUACUUUCUGACUACGUUAGAAAUUACUAUUACAGUGAAGAAUUCAUGUUAAUUAAGCCCAAUUGCUUGCAGAAAAUAAUAUAUUUAUUGUUAGACACUAAUAACUACAACACUUUGUUAGUCGAUAAAACAUCCAUUAUAGUAGGACUAAUUAGAAAGCUUUCAAGAUGGAAUAUCUCAUCGAUCAUAAACGAAUAUAGAUUAUUUACUGGGAAAAAUAGCAAUUAUUACUCUGAAAUAUUUUUAGAACUAGUUCAGAUUAAUAUUACUCAGAACGUAGAAGAGGAUAAACAGGAUGUAGUGAAUAAAAGAAAGGAUUUAGAAGGCAAACCUACUAUUAAAAGUAACACAGGUAGCAAUUAUAUCAGCAGUACUGUUCACAAUGGUAAUGAACGCAAUUAUAAUAGAAAGAAACAUAACAGUAGAAAUAACAGACCUACGAAAAAAAAAGUGGAAAGGAUUAAGUUAACUGAUCAGGAUUUAAUGAAACCACCACAAGUACCCGAAACUUUUUUGUUAACGUUAAUUAACAAUAUUGAACAACAUGAAUUUCAAGAAAAAGUACCGAAAAAUGCUGUUGACGAAAAGACAAAUACUGCCAGACCAAAAAGCUCAGGUAGAAGUACUCUUUUGUCACCAUCUGCCUUCAAUCCUUCUUCUAUUACUGGUGGUAGCAAAAAUAAAAAAAUGCCCACGGAGCUAAUAAACAGCGAUACUUACAGACUAAAACCGAAUAAAAAUAAGAAAACUGACUAUGAAUAUUAUAAAAGUUGUUGCACUAACAUAGGACCACUGAUAGAAUUGCGGAUCCCGAAAGAAAAAUAUCUUCCCCUAUGGUUUAAAACCCAAAGAGACACUUGGGAAAAAGAAAACACUCAGGAUUUUUUUACGGAAAGUAUAUACGGUUAA